UCUGUUUUAUAAACCCCACAACUUUGUUCUCUGCAAUUCGUACUACUUUUUAUUCUGCGCAAAUUCUCCUAACCAUUUAACUUUUGGUAUUAUUAGGUUAUCUUGAAUCCAUUUUUGAAAUGGAAACUCCAUCACAUACUUUUGCAGCUUCCAAAAAGAUUGAAGAUUCUGAAAAGAACGUGUCAAAAUCGAAGUCAUGGGGGAAACAAGAAGAUCAAUCUGCACUAAUAGACAUAACCAACGAUUCCCCAAUUGUGGGGCUUGCGAAUGGAGCAAUUGUUGAAACCCCGUUGGCGAUGAAAAGAGGAAGCAGAGUGAAGCACACGCCAGGGUCAGGGGAAGCCUUGCUGAGGGGUCAAGUGAAGACCCUUUUGCUGAAGGUGGAAGAAGAAGAGGUUGAGCUUUCCAAGUUCUCACUUGAAACCAUGCCACCGAAUAAGCCUCAAAUUCUUAAUCUUUAUGGUUUACCUUCCGUUAUCCCAUUGAUACCUCAGGUGGCGAAUCAUGUGUUUGAAGGAAAGAAUGAAGAGAAUUCUGAAUCUGAAAAGAGUCUUAUAAGCCGGUCCCUUUUACUGGACUUCUCGGACAAAUCUCAAAUUUCGAAUGCCUCAGAAGAAUGUUUCUCUGAGCUAAGUUAUGAGGGAGUUGGUAGCUGUAGCAUAGAGCAGUCCACAGAAGAUGAUGAUGCUUCUAUCUGGUCAACACAGGUCAGUGCAAGCACCCAUGAUGAAGAGGAUUAUAGUGAAGAAGAGAAAGAGUAUGAUGAAGGAGAGGUGUUGCUUGAUGAACUGUGUGAAGUGUUGAACAACAUUAGCAUGAAUGCAGGAAAGCACACAAGGUUUGUUUACAAUAAUGAUGAUGAGAUUGUGAAAGAAGAGGUGGAAGAGAACUUUGGUCACAGUGCUUCUUCACCUAACAUUUUGCGAUUGAAAGGGUUGCCAACACCAAAAGGGAAACACUUGCGCUUUUAUGAUGAAGAAAAAGGAGAAUCUGUUUUGUGAUUCAUGGUGGACUUUUUGGCAUGUUCGUGAAUGCUCCAAUAAAUGUCAUUUAAAGGAGGGAAUCACUUAUUCUGGUUCUUGUUUCUUUUGGUCUCCAUGGAGUUCAAAUCAAUAGAUUCUUUGGAUUUUUCUUUUGUUA
Molecule: messenger RNA, 1140 nt
Organism: Cajanus cajan (pigeon pea)
Lineage: Eukaryota; Viridiplantae; Streptophyta; Magnoliopsida; Fabales; Fabaceae
Source: RefSeq, a predicted model, not a curated record